CACAAGUAUACAUCGUACACCAAGCUCGCCAGAGCCAAAGACACAAGAUGCAAAUAGGCAGCAAAUUGAUAGCGUCACAAUAGACAAUCUCGAGUUUUUCAUUGACAGAUGGCCUCUGGUAGAAUGGCGGCUGCUUUGCUCUAGGCGGACGGGGAUUAAGGGUAGAUGGAACAAAAGGUGUCCUCCAGGUGUCCUCUGGCGCAUAGAGCUUUUUUGACACUUGGUCACUUUGAUGUCGACAGGGUAGCUCCCACAUUUAAGCACUUUACAUCAUGCAGCAGCUGCCUCGCCAAUAAUCUCCACACUUCGCCUGAUGUAUCCUUAACUCUCCAAACCUUUUGUCUGUUUUCCGCUCUCUGCGUUGACUGUGAUCAAACGACUUGACGUGCUGGUUGCUGGUUCUUCCCACGAGGCAGCCCACUUCUUUGUGUACAUAACCACCCACCCCCACAACCCUACCACCUUACCUCUCACCCACCCUCUCAACCCCUCCACCCUCCCUACAUAACGCAUCUCACGCCACACCGCCUCGUGCUGUACUUGACUGUACUGUAGCGUAUUCAACCUUUCACAUUCACACGCAAUGGCGCCUCCAGGACGCCGGAGACACUCCCUCUCCCCCGCGGCCAUCCUUCUCGGUCUUACCUUCCUUUUCGCACACACCGCAUCCGCCGCCUCGGCCGUUCUGGGUGUUGAUCUAGGCACCGAAUACAUCAAAGCCGCUCUCGUUAAGCCCGGUGUUCCACUCGAUAUCGUUCUCACCAAAGACUCGAAACGCAAGGAAGCAUCGGCCGUCGCCUUCAAGCCGCUCAAGAGCGGUCCUCUGCCCGCGGGAGAGUACCCUGAGCGGUUUUAUGGCAGCGAUGCUGUGGCUUUGGCUGGCAGGUUUCCUGGAGACGUGUACCCCAAUCUGAAACAGCUGUUGGGCAUAUCGAGCGCGGACGACAUAGUACGGACAUUCAAUGGAAGAUACCCUGCAUUAAAGACGGAGGCCCUGGAAGGCCGGGACACGGUUGCACUGAGGAGUGGCGUUUUCGCAGAGGAGGAGAAGUCCUUCUCUGUGGAAGAGCUGCUCGCUAUGGAGCUCAAGAAUGUCAAAGAGAACGCAAAGAACAUGGCGGGCAAAGGCUCAGACGUCACCGAUGUCGUCUUUACUGUCCCACCUUUCUAUACCGUGGAGGAAAGGCGCGCGCUCGAAGUGGCAGCUCAACUGGCUGGCCUCAGGGUUUUGAGCACUGUCAGCGAUGGAUUGGCCGUCGCUCUCAACUAUGCGACCGGUCGUACAUUCCCCGUAGUGAGCGAUGGAGCCAAGCCUGAGAUCAACUUGAUCUUCGAUAUGGGCGCGGGGUCUGCCUCUGCCACCGUGGUCAAAUUCCAGGGUCGCACCGUCAAGGAUGUCGGAAAGAGGAACAAAACCGUCCAGGAAGUCCAGGUUUUGGGCGUUGGUUGGGAUAAGACGCUAGGUGGCGACGCGCUCAACAACAUCAUUGUCGACCACAUGGUUUCUGAAUUCACCGAGGACGCCCUCGUACACUCUGCCGGUAUCACUGCCGAGAAGGUCAAGACCCACGGUCGAACCGCUGCAAAGCUCUGGAAAGAGGCAGAGCGCGUCCGACAGGUUCUCAGCGCCAAUACCGCCACUCAGUCUUUCUUCGAGAGCUUCUACGAUGAGAAGGACUUCGUCUACAAGAUCUCCCGUGCCGUUUUCGAGCCGCUUGCCAGUGAUUAUGCUGCUAGGGUCGAGGUACCCAUCAAGACAGCUCUAGAAGCCGCCGGUCUUACUUUCGAUGACAUCGACUCUCUUAUUGUCCACGGUGGUGCUUCGCGUACGCCCUUUGUUCAACAGCGUCUCGAGGCUCUUGUAGGGAAAUCUAAGAUCAAGGCUAACGUCAACUCGGAUGAGGCCGCCGUGUUCGGUGCUGCCUUCAAAGCUGCGAGUCUCAGCCCAUCCUUCCGCGUCAAAGAAAUCCGGACUACCGACCUCCAGGGAUACAACCACGGCAUCAAGUACAUGUUCAACAUGAAGGAUUUGGACCAGAAGAUCUUCACGCCAAGCACUAAGAUUGGCGCGACCAAGGAUCUGCCCUUCCAGAUGAUGGGCGAAUUCGAGUUUGAUCUCUACCAGGCUGUUCCCGGCGCCCAGGGCGCUGUCAACAAGCCGAAUGUCUUGAACUUCAAGAGUGGAAACCUGACUAGGGCAGUCACUAAGAUGAUUGAUACCGAUGGCUGUGACCGUGAUUCCUUCAACAACUACGUUCAGGUUAGGCUGAGCCCAGUCACCGGUACCCCUGAAAUUACUUCCGCAUGGGUUACCUGCGAAACCAUUGAUGAGAGCAAAGGAGGCAUCGUUGACGGAGUUAAGAACUUCUUCGGUAUGGGUGACAAGAAAGACCAGGAGCCUUUGAAAGACGGCGAGAGUGCUUCUGAAUCUUCCUCUUCCACGUCUUCUUCCAAAGCCUCCAAAUCCUCUAAAGGUUCCAAAUCAUCGAGUGCGGCUGCAGCCGAGGCCUCAGAGGACGCGACACCCAAGAAGAAGCUGAUCAGCUCCCCUAUUACAUUCACCGUGACUCAAAAGGGUUAUGAGAAGCACCCCCGUAAGGAGUUCAAGAGAAUGCAGGAUCGUCUCACCGCCUUUGAUGACUCUGACAAAUCUCGUCGUCUCCGUGAAGAGGUGCUCAACUCGCUUGAAGCAUUCACCUACAAGUCUCGCGACUACCUCGAGGAUGAGUCUUUCAUUACCGCAUCCACCGCUGAUGCCCGUUCGACACUUGAGAAAAAGCUCAACGACAUCUCUGACUGGAUCUAUUCCGAUGGUCCCGAUGCCUCUCAGAGCGUUCUCAAGGCAAAGCUCAAGGAGCUCGAAGAUAUUGUGAAGCCAGUUCUCAAGCGUAAAUCCGAAGCUGUCGAGCGCCCUGAAGCUAUCAAAUCUUUCGAGUCCAAUCUUGGCGAUGUCAAGACCGCCAUCGGCAUGGUCAAGACCCAAAUCGACGAGCAGAACGUAGCACUCUCCAAAUCCUCCGAGGCAGCCAGCAAAGCCUCGGAAGCCAGCACCGAGACGCCAUCCCCUUCUUCCGACCCUCUCGAUGAUCUAGACGAGGAUGCCUCCUCGUCAUCCGAAUCCUCCGCCGCGCCCGAAGCCACCGAAGUCGCUAUCAUGUACACGGAUGAAGACCUCAAAGUCGCCGAGGAAUCCGCUGCAAAAGCCACCAAGUGGCUCGAAGAAAAGCAAGCCGCUCAAGGCAAACUCAAGGAGCACGAAGACCCCGUCCUCACCAUCAAGGAUCUCAAGGCCGAGACCGAGAAACUCAACCAGGUCCUUAUGAACAUCAUGAUGAAGAAGAUGGCACACCUCAACUACCCCAAAUCCGGAAAAUCCAAAUCUAGCAGCGGCAACAAGAAGAAGACCACUCCCCCCAAGAAGGACAAGAAAGCCAAGUCUGGUGCUAAGUCCGAUGGCCCUACACAAGAAGAACUCGACGAGGCUCUCGAGAAAGCCGGGCUCAAGAAGGAAGGUAUCAAGCUCCAAUCCGGAGGCCCUAAGGGCGGACCCAAAGAAAUCCUCGACAAGGAUGGCAAGUUGCUGACGCAACUCGAGCUUGGGGAAGAUGCUACUGAGGAGGAAAUCAUCGCAGCUAUCAAGAAGACGACGGAGCAGGGGAGGCAGAAGCUUGAGGAGGAAAAGAAGGAGAAGGAGAAGGGUGGGCAGACUACGAGUAUUAGAGAUGAGUUGUAGAUUUCGCUCUCGUCAUUGCUUUGACAUUGAGGUUGAGGGAGGAUUCGGUGUUGAAAUAGCGCAAGUAUAGACGGGAACGAGAGUAUCUGUGUGUGUAAAGGAUGAUGGGUAGAUAAGUAGAGUCUGUGUUUUAGGAGAGGGGCUAUGUGAAGAGCACAGCCUGACUUGUGUUGUGUGUGUAUGUUCUUUUUAUCAAUUAUGUAUC
Periconia digitata is the source of this 3938-nucleotide messenger RNA. Lineage: Eukaryota; Fungi; Ascomycota; Dothideomycetes; Pleosporales; Periconiaceae. The record is from the annotation of a GenBank genome assembly.